Lachancea sp. 'fantastica' is the source of this 429-nucleotide messenger RNA. NCBI's taxonomy places the organism in Eukaryota, Fungi, Ascomycota, Saccharomycetes, Saccharomycetales, Saccharomycetaceae. The record is from the annotation of a GenBank genome assembly.
AUGUUGAGAUCUGUAUUCGGGGCCAGUAGAGCUGGAGCAUUUUCCAGAAAUUUGAGUACCAAAGUACCCAAAGUGUAUCAGUUCGAGGAUAUAAAGGCACUAGUUCGUAAACCUGAUUUUCACAAGGUGUUAGUGGACGUCAGAGAGCCUAGUGAGCUUCAACAGUAUGCGAUGCCAACAGCGAUCAAUUUGCCCUUGAAAUCGGCUCCGGGCGCGCUAGGACUCUCGCCAGAAGAGUUCCAAGACGUUUUCGACCUUCAGAAACCAUCCACAAACCGCGAACUCGUUUUCUUCUGUGCGGCAGGCGUCAGGGCCAAAGCGGCUGAAGAGUUGGCACAAUCUUACGGCUACGAAAAAACAGGGAUCUAUCCAGGAUCGAUCAACGAUUGGCUAGCGAAAGGUGGCGAUAAAAUAAAGCCCGAAACCUAA